AUGGCCUCCCCCGCAAGCACCAUCUUCCGCGCCUCGCGCCCCCUCUUCCGUCAGGCUACCCUCGCCGCACCCGCUCGACAGGCUUUCCGUCAGCAAACAUUUCGACAGAACUUCUACCAGGGCAGCGGCCGUCGAUGGCAGAGCACUGAUGGCGCCCAGCAGCAGCAGAGCUGGUUCAAGCGCAUGAUGGAGAGCGAGGUCGGCUUCAAGACUGUGCAUUUCUGGGCUCCCGUCAUGAAGUGGGCUCUUGUCCUUGCCGGUAUCUCCGACUUCGCUCGUCCCGCCGAGAAGCUCUCUUUCACUCAGAACCUCGCUCUGACCUGCACCGGUAUCAUCUGGACUCGAUGGUGCCUCAUCAUCAAGCCCAAGAACUACCUCCUCGCCGCUGUCAACUUCUUCCUCGGAAUGGUCGGCCUCGUCCAGAUCACCCGAAUUCUCAGCUACGAGUCAGCAAAGAAGAAGAGCCUGGAGGGUGUCGUUGAGGACAUCAAGGCGGACGCCAAGGAGACCAUCCAGGAGGCCAAGCCCUAA
Molecule: messenger RNA, 531 nt
Organism: Fusarium fujikuroi IMI 58289
Lineage: Eukaryota; Fungi; Ascomycota; Sordariomycetes; Hypocreales; Nectriaceae
Product: related to FMP43 Found in Mitochondrial Proteome
Exons: 4
Coding region: 1-531 (176 amino acids)
Biological process (GO): pyruvate import into mitochondria
Cellular component (GO): mitochondrial inner membrane
Molecular function (GO): pyruvate transmembrane transporter activity
Source: RefSeq, a predicted model, not a curated record